AUGAAUGGAGCUGUAGAGGCCGCCCACAAGAAUAUCAAAAAGAUUUUGAGAAAAAUGAUUGACAAACAUCGAGGUUGGCAUGAAAUGUUUCGAUACGCUUUACCGGGUUAUCGAACGACGGUCAGAACAUCGACUGGUGCUACUCCAUACUUUCUAGUAUAUGGAACAAAAACAGUUAUACCUGCUGAAGUUGAGAUACCGUCCUUGAGAAUCAUCCAAGAAGCUGAAUUGAGUAACGCUGAAUGGGUUAGCAAACGGAUUGACCAACUAACUUUGAUUGAUGAGAAGAGAAUAGUUGCAGUCUGCCAUGGCCAGUUGUAUAGACAGAGAAUGACUCGUGCCUUUCACAAGAGAGUAAGAGCCAGAAAUUUUGAAGUUGGCCAGUUGGUUAUUAAGCUUAUUUUUCCUCACCAAGACGAGUACAAAGGAAAGUUCGCGCCAAAUUGGGAGGGUCCUUACAUGGUUCGUAAAGUAUUAUCUGGAGGUGCUUUGGUCCUGUCAGAGAUGGAUGGCAGUGUAUGGCCUAAACCUAUCAACUCAGAUGUUGUCAAGAGAUACUACGUGUGA
Solanum pennellii is the source of this 567-nucleotide messenger RNA. RefSeq lists its product as uncharacterized. The coding region runs from base 1 to 567 and encodes 188 amino acids. The transcript has a single exon. The record is from RefSeq and is a predicted model, not a curated record. Gene Ontology annotation, molecular function: nucleic acid binding. Lineage: Eukaryota; Viridiplantae; Streptophyta; Magnoliopsida; Solanales; Solanaceae.